GACGUUAUCCCAGACCACGCCCAUGUCUCGACGUCAUCCGCCCCCUGACCCGGCAAUCGCCGAGUACGCAUGCGCGGAUGGCUGAUGUCCGCGGCGUCGCGUCGCUGAGUUUCACGGCCUAAAGGGAAGGGGGGGGCCGGGGGGAGGAGAAAGAAAAAGUUCCCGGAACAGAGCAGGAGAAGGAUAAAAGCACACCCAGGCACGGAGAGACGACGCAGCAUCGGUGCUGACCUACAACAUGGAAAAUAAAUUCGCGGAGAUAGACAAGGACAGCCGCUGGCCUCAGUCUUACUUGGAAAUUCGCAAUCAGUCUCAGGACUUUCCAUAUAAAGUAGCCAAAUAUCCCGAAAACAGGAUUCGAAACCGAUACAGAGAUGUCAGCCCUUUUGACCACAGCCGUGUUAAACUUCACACAGCAGAUAAUGAUUAUAUCAAUGCAAGUCUAAUUAUCAUGGAAGAGGCCCAGAGAAACUACAUUUUAACCCAGGGACCCCUUCCCAAUUCAUGUGGACAUUUCUGGCAAAUGGUAUGGGAGCAAAAAAGCAGAGCAGUUGUGAUGCUUAAUCGUGUCAUUGAAAAGGGAUCAGUAAAAUGUGAAAAGUAUUGGCCAAACACAAACGAGGAAACAAUGGCGUUUGAAGAUACUGAGUUCAGCUUAACAUUAUUAUGUGAAGAUGUAAAAUCAUACUACACUGUGCGACAGCUGGAAUUGCAGAGAAACUCUACUGGAGAGACUCGAGAAAUUUACCAUUUUCAUUAUACCACUUGGCCUGACUUUGGGGUACCUGAAUCCCCUGCUUCAUUCCUUAAUUUUUUGUCCAAAGUGAGAGAAUCGGGCUGCUUGAACUCUGAUUGUGGGCCUGCAGUAGUUCACUGCAGUGCAGGCAUUGGACGAUCUGGUACCUUUUCUUUGGUAGAUACCUGCCUUGUUUUGAUGGAGAAACGUCAAGAUCCGUCUUCUGUGGACAUCAGAGAAAUACUAUUGGAAAUGAGGAAGUACCGGAUGGGGCUCAUACAAACUCCAGAUCAGUUGAGAUUUUCAUACAUGGCAGUUAUAGAGGGAGCAAAAUAUAUCAUGGGAGAUCCGUCGUUACAGAAAAGAUGGAAAGAGCUUUCCAAUGAAGACCAAGAUCCUGUACCAGACCAUGCGCCUCCACCUCCCCAACCUCCUAAACGGGCCCUUCCCCGACAUAACGAGAAUAGGGCCCCUCAUUUAUCGGCAGAGGAAGCAGCAGAUGCAGAAAACAACAUUUCCACAGAAGAAAGUUCAGUACAAGAAAAGGAAGAUAGCAAAACAGAGUAUGUAAAUAACGUCCGUAAACGACACCGCGAGGAUAGGAUAGCAAAUACAUCGCAGAAAGUACAGCGAAUGAAACAGAAGCUUAAUGAAACUGAGGUGAAACGAAAAAGGUGGUUAUAUUGGAAACCUAUUCUCGUUAACAUUGCUGCAGUUACUACCCUUGCAAUUGGAGCUAUUGUUUGCUGCUCUUUGUAUUUUCAGUGAUCAAUUUGUAACUUCAUUUAAGGGUCUACAGUAGCAUAUUGCAUCUGAGGUUUCGGAUACUGAGGAUUGGUGUCUCCCCUGCACAAGAACUGAAUGUUUUUUCAGAAUUGACAGGUCAGGGAAGAAUACAGUAGGGUGGAGCUAACCGUUUAGUUUUAACUCAGAAGUUUGCAACAUAGUUUCUCAGGUUUGUCAGAUGUCUGAAUAUUCGAAACCACCAGACAAAAAAAAAAAUUCUGUUGUAAAUGAACUAUCAGACCUGUGCUGCAAUAAAUCUUUGGUUAAACGUUGUGCUUCCAUUAAAAGCAGUCUUUCUCCUGUUCUUGAGAUUUUCCAAAAGGAUGUUGGUGUCUUAUUUUUGCUACAUGAUGGCAUGUCUGCUGGCAGGUUGGACAUUUUCAAAGUGCGUUUUAAUCGGUAGAGAGGUUUGAAUAUCCAUGCCAGUAAAAGAUAAACCAGCAAGAAACAGAAAACAACUACUUUGCAUGCCUUGUUGCUGGGUUCUUUACUGCUUUAGUCUACUGCUCUUCUGCAUUUUUUCCUCAAACGUUUACUUCCUGACCAGCAGAAUUGCUGUGCACUUAAAGCAUUUGUUUGCAUUAAUAAAGUCACUUCUGGCUUAACAUUUUCAAAUUUAUUUUAGGUCACAUAUUUUCCAUUUUGUUUAUAACCCUGUAUAAAAACAAUACAGCUAUUAAUUUGGCAAAAGCUUUGGAAGUCUUUUGGAAAUAUAAUUUUUAAUUUUCUAAACAAAGUGAUCUAAGUAUGGUUGAUUAUUUACUGUAUUAUUGUGGAUGUCGAAAAUACUAGUUAAUUCCUUAACCCAUAGAGCUGUUCAAUCACAAUUAUUAAUUUCUUUUCAGCAGGACUUUCAUUUUCACAGUCCUGUAAAGCACAUCUCUCAACUUUUACUUGGAAAUUUUCAAUUCAACUUCCUAUUUAGUCCACAGGCAUAAAAUAUCUGUAUUUAAAGUUAAGUCAUGUAUUUUAUUUUAAAAGUACACAGUCCAUUAUAAAGAGAUUGAUGUAUAAAUGCUGGCAAGACAUCCAAAGUUGCUUCUGUGGGUUAAAGAGUUGAGAAGUGUUUCUUGCUAGUUAAUAAUGUCACUAUCCCAAGAUGGUACAAUCUUAUGUAUUGGGCAAGAAAAGGGUAAUCUGUUCAAAAUGACACCAGCUCGCAUUUAAAAUUUGUUAUAACUUUACAUUCCAGAAAGACCAGCUGAAUAAAAUUCACUCUUGAGUAGUA
This is a messenger RNA of Amblyraja radiata (thorny skate), 2750 nucleotides long. Its product is annotated as tyrosine-protein phosphatase non-receptor type 2. Gene Ontology annotation, biological process: negative regulation of ERK1 and ERK2 cascade; negative regulation of receptor signaling pathway via JAK-STAT; peptidyl-tyrosine dephosphorylation. The transcript has 9 exons. Gene Ontology annotation, cellular component: cytoplasm; nucleus. Gene Ontology annotation, molecular function: non-membrane spanning protein tyrosine phosphatase activity; protein kinase binding. Lineage: Eukaryota; Metazoa; Chordata; Chondrichthyes; Rajiformes; Rajidae. The coding region runs from base 239 to 1504 and encodes 421 amino acids. The record is from RefSeq and is a predicted model, not a curated record.